CGCCUGGAGACCGCGCGGCUGUUCGCGAGCUCUGUUAAAGUCCGCUCGAUGUAUUUCAGCGUCCGCUUUGCUGUUUCUGUACUUAGUUUUGUCUUUCGUUCUCUCCAGUUCGUAACUGCAGUCCGUUUACCAAAACCAGCUUGCUUUGUAAUGUAUCGUUUCUCUCGCCUGCCUUGUAAGGCGUAGUGUUUGUUCGUAUUUUGCCUCGUCGUUUAUGGUUUACUUCCCUACAAGGACAAGUUUUUGAGCCACUAAAACCGAAGAAUUUUCGUUUCUGCUGCAUUUGGUUUUAUUUCUGUGUGCAAAACAUGAGUAACUAACAAUUUCAUAUUAUUUUUCAGCAAUAUAAGUGUUUUUUUUCUCUGACCUGAAACUUCUUAUGAAAUAAGCAAUAAAUCACAUACGUAAUGCCGUACGGAACAUGGGAAAAGUGUCAGGCGUUUAAUUUUUUGGCUUUAUGUUUAUGACGCGUUUUUGUGGCGUCAUUGUGCGCCCCCGCUAACGAACGCUGCAAAUUUGUGGCCGCGCAGCUCUGGACACACUGCGCAUGAUCGAUUCGCUGGUGUCCACUUUAAAUAGCAACAUGGAUGCUUUUGACGAGCCCUGGGGUGGUUUCCAAACACUACAGAAUAUUUACAAGGGAUCUCUGAUGAGUAGGUGAGGGGGAGAGGCGAGUGAAUUUGCAAGACAGAAGGACACUGCUGUGGACACCUUAAUCCUCCCGGACUUGUGGCUGUGUGCACUUCCUCCUCAGUGUCUGUGUUAGUGUGCGCUGCUGUGCUGCGUGGUUCUGUCGUGCCUCCCUGCCCUGCCCCAGGUGACGAGUGCCGGUCGAUGGCUAUGAUGGACAAACUCAAAGUCAAGCGACAGAGACUGGACCGCAUCUGUGAAGGCAUCCGCCCCCCCAUUUUGAACGGGCCGAUGCACCCACGCCCCCUGGUGGCCCUGCUCGAUGGGCGUGACUGCACGGUGGAGAUGCCCAUCCUGAAGGAUGUGGCCACAGUGGCAUUCUGUGACGCCCAGUCUACCCAGGAGAUCCACGAGAAGGUGCUGAAUGAGGCAGUGGGCGCCCUGCUCUAUCACACCAUCACGCUGUCCCGGGACGACCUGGAGAAGUUCAAAGGCCUCAGGAUCAUCGUCCGCAUCGGGAGCGGCUUCGACAAUGUGGACGUCAAGGCCGCCGCCGAGCUUGGAAUCGCAGUGUGCAACGUGCCAUCGUCGUCCGUGGAGGAGACAGCCGACACCGCGCUCUGCCUGGUGCUGAACCUGUACCGACGUGUCACCUGGAUGCACCAGGCUCUGCGUGAGGGCACGCGCGCCUCCAGUGUGGAGCAGAUCCGCGAGGUGGCCGGUGGAGCCGCCCGCAUCCGUGGAGAGACCCUGGGCAUCAUCGGCCUGGGUCGAGUCGGCCAGGCGGUGGCACUACGGGCAAAGGCGUUCGGCUUCGGUGUGAUCUUCUAUGACCCGUACCUGCCGGACGGCGUGGAGCGCUCACUGGGUCUUCAGCGCAUGGCCACGUUGCAGGACCUUCUUAUGCACUCGGACUGCGUGUCGCUUCACUGCAGCCUCAACGAGCACAACCACCACCUGAUCAACGACUUCACCAUCAAGCAGAUGCGGCAGGGCGCCUUCCUGGUGAACACGGCAAGGGGGGGGCUGGUGGACGAGAAGGCGUUGGCUCAGGCGCUGAAGGAAGGCCGUAUCAGAGGGGCUGCUCUGGAUGUGCACGAGACUGAGCCGUUCAGCUUCUCGCAGGGCGCCCUGAAAGAUGCCCCCAAUCUCAUCUGCACCCCCCACACAUCCUGGUACAGCGAGCAGGCCUCCAUCGAGGCUCGUGAAGAAGCAGCCAGGGAGGUGCGACGUGCCAUCACUGGUCGCAUCCCUGACAGCCUGAAGAACUGCGUCAACAAAGACUACCUGAUGGCGGCCUCCCAGUGGCCCAGCGUGGAGGCCACAGCCCUGCACCCGGAGCUCAAUGGCGGUGGCUACAGGUUCCCCGCGGGGCUCAUCGGCGUGACUGCUGGCAGCCUGCCCGGGGCGGUGCCCGGCGUGGAGGGCAUCGUGUCCAGCUCGCUACCCCUCGCCCACGGCAUCACGCCCAUCUCACAUCCCCCACACACCCCAUCGCCGGGCCAGCCCUCAAAGGCGGAAGGGGACAGAGACAUGCCCACCGAUCAAUAGCCCCCCCGGCACAUUCCGCGCCCCCCUCCCCCUACUCCCUGUCCACCACCCCGCAAGCACGUGGACGCCGGGGUCCAUGGCGCUGUCCGCCCAGUCCGCCGAACAAAAACAGCCAGCAAGAGAGCUGUGCUCCCAAUUUCAUCCUUACCCUGUAUCUUCUUCUUAAGGGUUCUGGUUUUUUCUUUUGUUCUGUUUCUGAAAAAAAAAAAAGCCCUAAGCUGGAGAUUUUUCCCCGUGGUUGUAGGAGGUGUUUGUAUUUCUUUUGUCUUACUUGCUUUUGUUGGCUGUGGGCUUUGAAGCGUAAUGAAGGCUCUCUGUGAUAAAGUCAAGGGGCCCUUCCUCCAAAGGCCUGCCUCCGUCUGCCGAAUUUCACACGGGGCUUCGCACGGGGGCUGUCAACCUGCAACGCCGCCCCCCAGCCCGCAGGAGCAGCCACAGAGGGCGCUGAAGCUGUUGGCAUAAUUACAGGAAGGAGCCUCCUUGGACUGAUUCUGUUUCCUGUUGGUUAUAAAUCCGCUGUUCACUCUUUACGCGGCUGCCUGCUUGUGACCCGCACUGUGCCCAAUGUGACCGGGUGUGUUUCCCUGACAUAAUGCAGCCCCGCCCCCUGGACACGCCCCAGCCAGCUCCUUCUCGAACUCCUGAGCACCACAGGUUCCGUGAGCAGCUGUGGUUCCCUUGUUCUGCCUCCUUGGUCCUGUGGGGGGGGGGGGGGGGUUCCGCAUUUGUUUGUUUCACGUUGCGGUUGGUGCCAAAUCGAGACGAAUCGAGCAUUAAUCCUGUCCCCACCUUCAGUGGGUCCUGAAGUCUGCAGGCCCACACACAGACCUGCUCCCGAUCUCCACUCUUUCAGGCAAAGUGAAUAACCUAGAGUCUCCUGAGUGACUGUUAGCCCCUUCUCUCUUCCCUUCUCCCAAACUGAGUGGCACUUAUCCGGCGUCUCUACCUGCACCGUCCCCCUCAAGUCGCCAGCCGCUACAUGUCUGUGGGGUGGUGUUUGGGGACAGCGGGGGGCGCCCAUGUCUCAGCUCUUACAGUAUGUGCCAGGAUGCCGCAGUACAGCUUUCAUCCACUAGGUGUGACGCAUGCAGCUGUGUCCUGAUGAGCUCCCGCUAGCGACCCCGGAGCCUCGCAUCUUCACCUGCCUCUUGCCUUGGUGACUGACGUGGUCUCUCUGAAUUCCUUGACUCUUAACUGUGAACACUGUUUCUUGACAAGGGACUACCUUUCUAGUACCUCAGCAACAGAUAUUGAAUGUACCCUCAGAUCUUUGUGCACAGUUUUUAGUUUAAUUACCUGAUAUUAAGGGAAAUACCGGUUCAAGUUGUAUCUCUACAAAAAUAAGACCAGCUGACUAUUGGAUACAGUCAGUGGGCGUUCUGUGCUUAGAGCUGUCUGCUUGGAGUUGGAUCUCGGCCAUAAAAGUUGGCUUUGUUUUACUUUCUAUCUUUCCUUCCUCCGUUACCAGCUGAUCAGUCAUUUCGGGCCCCAAACCCCUGCUGGUGUUUCUCCCCAUUUCCACAGGGUGGGUCCCGCUCAUGUGAUGUACCUCUGCAUGGGAUGCGCUGGAGGAAUGUGUCAGGCCUUCAGUCCAUUGUCCUUUAGUUGACUUCAGUAGAUUUCUGAAGAAAUUGGCAUUAUUUAACAGACAAGGUGGGUCUUCACUGUCUAUCAUGAUCCAGAGGAAAGCCAUGAUCCUAGAUGGCGUGGCCAGCUGUUCCGGCGUGUUCCCUGGGACUUAGGGUCUCUUUCUCUGGAUUUGUAGCCGGUUAAGCUGAGCCUGGCUUCAGGAGUAGAAUCAGGGGCUGUCAUUGGGGGAGGGACUUGGUGACCAGCUCUGCUGAUGUCAUACAUCUGUCCUGCCCACUUUAUCUUUAAGGCAAGUGUGUCCAGUCAUGUAUGACAUUUCUGUAUUAUCUGUACCCAUCUGUUUGUUUUGAUGCAUCUAAUGUUCAUCUGCUGACAUUUAAGGUAAACAGACGUGUGUCAUCCAUAACACACUGGAUCCUUCUGAAAUCAGUGCAUACUUACUACGUUCAGAUUUCUAUUGCUUUCCCAUUUGUUUUCCGCACCUGUAACUUAAACACUUUUUGAGCUGUUACCGCGGAAACCUGUCCACAUCCUCAGAGGCGAGCCCAGCUGCCAACGAUGACUCCCCCUGCGGCCGUGUUGAGGUGGGCGGUGCCCUGCCCACAGUGGACAGGCAGUCAAUCCCUGCCCAGUUUCGGCUGUGUGCAAGGUUUGGGGUGUAGGGGCUAGAUCUGCAUUGCCCCCCUCCCCUAAAUACUCGCCCAAAUGGGCAAGCUGGCCACAAGCUGUUCAAUGUAGGGGCAAAUUGAAUAAAAUGAAAGUAAAAAGCUGCAGUUGGCAGCCGUGGGACUGGCGCAGUGGGGCACUGCUGGACUGCAGCCGUCCUCUCUCUCUCUCAGGGUCGAAACAUAAACGCCUCCUACACUGUGUCUGUCCAUCUGUGUCCCUGUACCCCCCCCCCCCCAGUAUUUUUUUCACCAUGACGGAGCAUGCCAGGAAGUUUUGAUGGUCACAGUUUCUAUAAUCUUGGUAACGUUUUUGUCCGGACUGGGAAACAGGUCUUUACAGCGUGAGCAUAGUGUUAUUUUGUCCAUUUUACUUUUCUGUUUGUAAAAUUUGAUUUUUGGCAUCAGACUGCAAAAACUUUAGUUUAAAAAAAAAAAAAAAUCAAGUUCCCCUGUUACUAGGCUCUUAAUGUCAAUUUUUUUUUUGUUUACUUUUAUAUUAGAAACAAUCAUGUUUGUGAUGGUUACUUCUGCUAUAAAAAUAUUUUAAUAAAAUCUUAAUGAUGAAACUCA
This is a messenger RNA of Paramormyrops kingsleyae, 5009 nucleotides long. RefSeq names its product C-terminal binding protein 1-like (gene ctbp1l). Gene Ontology annotation, cellular component: nucleus. The record is from RefSeq and is a predicted model, not a curated record. Lineage: Eukaryota; Metazoa; Chordata; Actinopteri; Osteoglossiformes; Mormyridae. Gene Ontology annotation, biological process: regulation of transcription by RNA polymerase II. Gene Ontology annotation, molecular function: transcription coregulator binding; transcription corepressor activity; DNA-binding transcription factor binding.